Messenger RNA from Postia placenta MAD-698-R-SB12, 465 nucleotides. Its product is annotated as glycosyltransferase family 3 protein. Gene Ontology annotation, molecular function: alpha-1,4-glucan glucosyltransferase (UDP-glucose donor) activity. NCBI's taxonomy places the organism in Eukaryota, Fungi, Basidiomycota, Agaricomycetes, Polyporales, Adustoporiaceae. The transcript is spliced from 3 exons. The coding region runs from base 1 to 465 and encodes 154 amino acids. The record is from RefSeq and is a predicted model, not a curated record. Gene Ontology annotation, cellular component: cytoplasm. Gene Ontology annotation, biological process: glycogen biosynthetic process.
AUGACCAAUCUCUCUGGGUUCGGCUGCUUCAUGCAAGACCUGAUCCAGCGGCCGCAAGACGAGGGCUGCUACAUCGUCGACUGGCACUCGCAAUCUGUUGAGGACUCGGUGAGUCAACAGACGGACCACAUGUUCAGCUUCUGCCAGAAGACACGGCGGCAGCGCAUCAACCAGACAAACCGUGUCGAGCGGCUGAGCCCGCUGCUGGACUGGAAGAACCUCGGCAUCAAGUAUUUGAAGGCGCGGCAGCUUGCGCUUGAGCGAAGGCGAGGAGCUCGACUUUGGCAUGGAGCGCAUGAUGCCAAACUUGGUCCCCACGAGCCUGCGCUUCCGCAUGUCCGGCUUCGCGACCCCAGUGACAUUGGCACGCUCACGGAGGAGAUGCGGAUGUCGGGCACGAGCAACUACCGCAGCUACCAGUGGCCGAGGCAUAUGGAAGAUGAAGACGAGGGGCACCCGAUGUGA